Poecilia latipinna (sailfin molly) is the source of this 2004-nucleotide messenger RNA. RefSeq names its product GDNF family receptor alpha-1-like. The coding region runs from base 459 to 914 and encodes 151 amino acids. Gene Ontology annotation, biological process: nervous system development. Gene Ontology annotation, molecular function: signaling receptor activity. Gene Ontology annotation, cellular component: signaling receptor complex; external side of plasma membrane. The transcript has 3 exons. NCBI's taxonomy places the organism in Eukaryota, Metazoa, Chordata, Actinopteri, Cyprinodontiformes, Poeciliidae. The record is from RefSeq and is a predicted model, not a curated record.
UACGCUGGAGACGGGCGGCGGGACUCCAGUUGGCUGUGCGCUCAGACGCAGCAGCAGCGCGGCAGCAGCAGCAGCAGCAUCCUACUGGCUAGACUCGGGGAGGACGCAUGCUGUCAGACCGGAUCUCCUGAUCCUGUUAGUCUUUUGUGUCCCACUGCGUUUGAGCGAACCAGUCCGAACAGGAAAGCGGGAGAAAACAAAACGAAAAAAGAAAACACUCAAAAAGCUUUUGAGUUGCGAAUACUAAAAAAGUGAUAGAAACUGGACACUUUUUCCCUGUUCGUUUGGUUUCCUUUUGGGGGGGAUUUAUUGUCCGUAUGAGUCGAGCUGGGAUCUGUUUUCCACAGCGGAGCGCACGCCACGUCUGGUCCAUGGAUUUCUAUACUUCUCUGGGAAUUAAACUGCGUCGCUUUUGAGUUUCUUUCAUUCUCUUUCGACGCGGGUUGUUGUUCGAGACCAUGAUCGUCGCGCUAUUGUAUUUUCUGCCUCUUUUAGAUGUGCUGAGCUGCGCGGAGGAGAAUCUGCGCGCCGGCGCCUCUCGACUGGACUGCGUGCGGGCCAGCGAGCAGUGUCUGCGGGAGCAGGCGUGCAGCACCAAAUAUCGUACGAUGAGGCAGUGCGUGGCCGGAGCCAAGGAGAGCAACUUCAGCCUGGUGGCCGGCGUGGAGGCCAGGGACGAGUGUCGCAGCGCCAUGGAGGCGCUCAAGCAGAGCCCGCUGUACAACUGCCGGUGCAAAAGGGGCAUGAAGAAGGAGAAGAACUGCCUGCGGAUUUACUGGGGGAUCUAUCAGACGUUACAAGGUAAUGACUUCUUGGAGGAGUCUCCAUACGAACCAGUGAACAAACGUCUGUCAGACAUCUUCCGACUGGCUCCCAUCCUGGGUAAGACCGCCGAGACAUUCUCUCUGUCCUGACCAGCGACACACACACACACACGCCCACAUGCGCACACGCAUGCAGGCACACCGUCCUCUCAAGAGUUUUAUCUGUGUGAAGAAGUGUUUAUCCUUGCUCUCUCCUCUUGUUCUCACCCUGCAUGUGGGCUAGAAGCGAUCUUGCAUGGGGAGCUAUAGUUCAGAGUCUCAUCAAGCAGCAGAUAAAAAGGCCUUACACGCCGUGUGGGUGUGUGCGCGUGAAUGUGUGUGUGUUGUCAUUCCGGUGCUGGUUUCUGAUUGUUCUCUGUCAACCUGCCUGCUUGGAGCCACAUGUUGGAAAGAGUGUGAGCGAGGAGAAACUCAAAAGAGCAUGACCAGCAUUUUUUCAGCUUGGAGCGAAGUGUGGGAGCCGGUCUGGCCUCUAGAUGGCGAUGUUAUUCCCUUGUUUGGAUCCAGAGCACUCUGUUGUGCCUGCUAAGGUUUUGAGCACUGUGCAGCAGGUGAUAAACUUUUUAUCACAUCGAGUAGGUAUGCUUGGGUUUAGAUCGUCAGAACAUCUUCAUCAAAAUGUCCUGACCCAUUUUGAUGAAGAUGGAACCCUUUCCUUUGUGAUUUUUGGGUAGUUUUGGCUGAUUUUUGUCUCUUUAGAUCCACAAGAGCAAAUCUUAGACUAAAUUUUGACUUUGUUUUGUAAUUUGCUUCCAGAAACGUCUCUGACUGAGCUGGCUCUUCACAGAUUCACCUUUCUACUAAUGUGUGUAUUUUAAUGCUCAAAUAGCAGGAAAAGGAAAAUUUUACCUCAAAGUUCAUCUCAUAAUAUAAACUGAUUGAGUACUUGGUGUUCUUUCGGAAUGUCUAUUAAAACCAAGCCACUGAGGAAAACAAUAAUCUGGUUUAGACUUCCAUUUGGUCGAAAAUGCAGUAAAAUGUAAGACUUGGUGUGCUUUGUUGGUGCUGGUAUACAAGCUCUGGAAAAAAUGAAGAGACCACUGCACUGAGCCCUCAUGGUUAUUCCACCAGAUAUUGAUUUCUAAACUCUUCCUGAGCUAAAAUAUUAGUAUUGUUGUUUCUAAAUGAAUGUGAACUUCUUUUCUUUGCAUUAUUUGAGGUCUGAAAGCACUGCAUCUUU